AACUUCCGUAAGCGCGUACCGCGACGGACUUUACCGAUUCCCUGUUCCGAAUUUAAUCGAACAAAGUGGAGCGGCUCUCCUGAUGUCAUUUACUGAUGACAUCAGUGGAACAUAUUCCAAGACUAUAUAAACCCCGAAAUUUGGUCAUUUUAUUUUAUCAAUCGUCUCCACCAAAGUUCUAGUACAGAACGCUGCAACUCUCUACUGAUAAAUAAAUAGCUCCACUGAGCUCCACUCACUAUAUUUAUGUCAAAAAGAAGGAAAACCGGAGAGGUACCCUAUUUCUAUACAUUUAUAAUGGUCAUCUGGAGAGCUUCCCUAUAACAGCCUAUAUAUUUGUAACCUGACUACCUCGGCUUCCAAAGUUACUGAAGAUGUUAUUCUACAUUGAAUCUUCUUGCUGUAUUUAUUUAUAUUAAAAAUCCUGACAUGAAAAUAAAUAUGUAGACUGGAUUACAGCCUUGUCUCCUUGCUAGAUGUUAAGCCUGGAUUGUGAUCAUUCUGCGUUCGAACCCUAAACCCUCAACUACUGUUCCCGGACCUUGGCAGGUGUGCCGGCAGAACACUUCAGAGUAAUUGCCCUUCAAUUGUUCAAAAAUCUACAUAUUUGUACAUAGCAAACUUACCGUUUAGUAGAAUUUCAUUAAAUUACUUUCAUUUUUUCCAUGAACAUUUAUCAUAAACAUAUGAAGUUGUGUCCCCACACCUGGUCACCCCCUUGCCUUGGUCACCCCCGCCCCCCCCCCCCCCCCCAAAAAAAAAAAAAAAAAAAAAAAAAAAAAAAUUUCAUUCCUCAUUUUAGAUUUUCUUAAACCUUCCAUAAGUGUUUAUCAACAUGCAAGUUUUACCAUUAUUCCGCCGCCUCGCUCCUCCACCCAGUCAUACCCACCACCGAUCACGCAUCCCCCACCAAUUUUUUUUUUUCAUUUCUUAUUUUCCUUCAUGCUUAUAAUCAACAUGUCAGUUUUGUACCCUCACCCGUUCACCCCCGCCCCUCCCCACUUUUUUUAAAAACAUGUUUAGACCUUCAAUAUGUGAAAUUGUAAUCACACCCAACUCGCCCCAACCCUGUUCAAGAUAUCUUACUCGAUUGUGUUCUCUUAGGGACAUAUGUUCUUUGAAAUUCAAAUGUACAUGUUAAACGGCAACACUUGGUGCCAUACAACUCAAAGACAAUAUUUCGUUCCAGUUACACUUCAAGCUCAUUUUUCAAAUAAUAUAAUUUAAUUCUAAAAGCUAGGCUUAUUACAGUAAACAUAUUCCAUUCAAAAUAAUUUCUUUAGUCGGGAUCAACAUAAUAUAAAUUUAUUAUGUACACUUUACAUAUAUUUUUUUUUUUGUCUGUUAAAUUGAUUUUGACUUAUGAAGUUAUUUGCUUCUUAGUAACAUCUUUAACUUUUUUCCGGAUAUAUUUUUUUGCCAUUCCUCACCACAAACCCUUUCGGCGGUGGAUACCAAUUCAUCUAUUUUGCCUAUUGUAUCUGAAGUUACGUCGGUAACCAUGAAAUGUGAAUGAGCUCACUCGGGAUUCCUGAAAAUGCAUAGGGCUGAACUGAUACAAGAGGUUGAGAACAUGUCUGGACGUUAUAAAGUAAAACUAUCGUUUCAAGUUGAUAACGUGGUCUUAACAGGGUCGAGAACCGGAAUUGCCAGAACGAUGAAGAAGUUCGUAGAAGUUUUCGAGACUUUAAAAUACGAGAGAUAUUUUAUCUACCAAGAAGCAUUGAGAGAGGAUCUCUUGGGUAGGAUGGCCCAAAAGACUAUAGAUGAUAUUGAAAAAGAAACAAGAUGCAUUAUAUUACUACCCGAAGAAAAUGUGACAGGCAUGCAAAGUACGACUGUUGAAGAUGGAUGGUCUUGUUGAUAGCGACAUUGGCUUCUUGAAACCGGUAUUAGGACAAGGGGAAACGAAGAAGAAACGUCUCUUUGGCAAGAAAAUCGCCGAUGACGAAGAAAAGAAAAAAAGAAUUAGGGAGUAUUCCAUAGAGCUUGACAUUUAUUCUGACAGAAAAGCCAAUAUUGACAGAUGCAAAAAGGAACUUGAUGCUAAUCUCGGAAAGAUAUACAUAAGAUAGAAGAAAAUUGAGGAAUUCAAAGAAAUUGUAAAACAUCUUACAUACGAAGAGGAGAAAGAACUAGACGUUUUUGCGCUAGUAAAUAUCAAUAUAGAUCAACUGUCUGGUGUAAUAACAAUAGAAGGAACAAUAAAGCAAGUAUUUGACGUUACACAUGCGUUACAAAUGAAACUCUUGAAAAUAGAGCGUAAAAGACAUGAUAACAAUGCUGCAGAAGAGCUGUUUAAACUUGUACAGUGGCAAUACGAGGAGGUUACAAUGACUGAAUUUAAAUUAAUACCAUAUGACAAAAGAUUGAAUCAGGAAAUUGAACAUGCAUAUAAAGAUAACAAGUCUGUAUUCGAAUUCGAACAAGACGAUGAUACGUUUGUGAUUGACUUCAAACAGCUUAUAGAAUAUCGGAAGUCUGAUUACCAAGACAGACUAAGAGUACUAAGAAAGGAUAUUCUGAAAUCUGCCGUAUCAGCUCUUCCUGAGGAAUGGAAAGCCAUGAAAGACAAUGAAGAUAUAAGAAUUGUACCAAUUCCGAAUACAGACCAGACCUAUCAAGAUAUUUCAAACAGGUUCCUUACAGAUGUUAAGACUGGACUAUACGCAUACAGACUUAAUUUCAAUCCAGACAACUUGCGAGUGAACAAGAUUGAAAGAAUACAAAACAAGACACUAUACCAGCAAAACCAAGCAAAGAAAAAACAAAUGACUGAGCAGAAACCUAACCUGCCACCAAAUAUGCCCACUGAGAGAGAGUUAUGGCACGGGACCAAGUAUGAUGCAGUUACAAGUAUACAGAUGCACGGCUUCAACAGGAGCUAUAUUGGAAAUGCAAAUGGUGACCCAUGGUACGGAGAAGGGGUAUAUUUUGCUAGUAAUGCGUCAUAUUCCGCACGAGGUUGGCUGUCUGGUGCUAGCUCCGGUAGCAAAGGAUACAUGUUUCUUGCCAAAACUUUAUCUGGUCAAAUUUGUCAAGGCAAGAAAGGCAUGAGGUAUCUACCGGCAGUUGACGCCAAAGAUCCCACUAUCUUGUAUGACUGCGCUGUUGAUAAUCUACAAAACCCGAUGGAGUUUGUCAUAUUUAAUGACACACAGGCAUACCCUGCGUACAUCGUAACAUUUACCACAUGAACAGAUAACAUGUUUUACAUGGCGAAUUAGACAAAUGCACGAUCACAAUUUUCAUGCAGGUGCCUCUACUGUGGCCGGCUGCCGUCGUAAGAGUACAACUGCUUGGCAUGAAUAAAAUGAUGAAUGUUCACCAAACUUGGUCAGACACAUUCUUGCCUGGAUAUUCUCUAGAGUGUUCAGAUAACUUCGCCUGUCUGUCUGCAUUUGAUAUCGUCGGAGCUUUAAAUGGAUUACAAAAAAAACUAAUAUGGCACGUUCUCAUUAACCGACGGCCGGAUGUUCACCACAUUUGGAAUGAGCAUCCAUGUAUGGACCAUUGUCGAGUUUAUUUCAGUUGGAUCCAUUUGACUCUAUUAAGGGCUGCCAGAGCGAAGCCAAGAACAAUUUUCAGUGAUUUCUUAAGAGCCUCUAUAUGGAUGUUUGCCAGACUUGAUCAGAAGCAUCCGUUUGAAUCUGAUUUUCUUUUCGAAUUACUCUGCUUGACAGAAUUCGGGGUCUACCGUAGUUAGAAGCAGAAAGAAAAAAACUUUUAUCCCAGGAUAAUAGAUUUCAAACGAACCGCUUUAUGCAUGUACACUGAACGUUCUAGAAUGCCAUGUCAUCAUCGGGUGAUGUUGUAGCCUCAUUUACGCUUCUUCGAAAUACAUGUAUCUAUUAUUCUAAUACUUUUUUCAAUAUAGUUUGACCUACAAGUAAAGAUCGGUGACUCUAAAACACAACAUUAGCAUACAGUGUGAAUGUACUUUCUUGUUAUGACUAAUAUAGGAUAACGUUACCAGCUGACGAAUUAAGAAUUAUGAGUAAAAGCAAAAACAUUAUUGCUAUAGUGUUGUUACCUUUAUAUAUUUUAUUUCAACAAAAAUAACUUGUAAAUAAAUUUGUGUGCAUCCCUAUUUCCAUGUGGAGUGUUGUAUUGAAGUUUACACCACGUAUCUCUAUUUUAAUGUUAUAAUGAAAGGGCUUUAAACUGAAUUUACACGUUAUUCUUCUUUUCAUGCUGUAUGAAAGGGCUUUAAGAUGAAUGAUCGCGUUUUUUUUUUCAAGUUGACUGUUGUAUCAAAGGACUUUUAAAUUAAUUUAAACGUAUAACUAUGUUGUAUGAAAGGACUUUAAAAUGAAUUUACACAUAAUUCUAUUUUCAUGUUAACUGCUGUUUGAAAGUGCUUUAAAAUCAAUUUACACGUUAUUCUAUUUUCAUGUUGUAUUAAAAUACUUUAAAAUGAAUUGACACAUAAUUCUAUUUUCAUGUUAACUGCUGUUUGAAAGUGCUUUAAAAUCAGUUUACACGUUAUUGUAUGAAAGGGCUUUAAAAUGAAUUUACACAUAAUUCUAUUUUUAUGUUAACUGCUGUAUGAAAGGACUUUUAAAUCAAUUUACACGUUAUUCUAUUUUCAUGCUGUAUAUACAAGGACUUUAAAAUAAGUAUACACGUAGUUCUAUUUUCAUGUUGACACUUGAAAACUUUAUAUGUACCCCUAUAUUCAUGUGUACGUUGUAUGAGUGUUGUAUGGAAGGAUGAGUUCUUUGAAUAUGAUUCUUACUGUUAGGAUUUUGUCGUAUUAAGUUUUUGAAAUACCUAACUGAAUGUAGAACUAGUACGCAUUACUAAUUUGCCAAAUGUCAUAACGCAAUGUAAUAUCGAGCAACAGUUGUUUUAUGGCCCCAUUCGAAGAAGAAGGGGUAUGUUGUUUUGAGGAUGUUGGUCUGUCAGUCAGUCGGAAUGCAGACCAAUACAUUUCCGGAUAAUAACUCAAAAACGCUUGGGCCUAGGAUCAUGAAGAUUGAUAGGAGAUUGGUCAUAACCAACAGAUGACCCCUAUUGAUUUUCAGAUCAGUAGGUCAAAGGUCACGGUCAAAGUGACAUAGAACAGUAAAAUGGUUUCCGGAUAGUAACUCAAGAACGCUUGAGCCUAGGGUCAUGAAAAUUGACAGGAAGGUUGGUCAUGACCAGCAGAUGACCCUUAUUGAUUUUGAGAUCAAUAGGUCAAAGGUCAAGGUCACAGUGACACGGAACAGUUAAGCGGUUUCCGGAUAAUAACCCACGAAUGAUUUGGGCUAGUAUCAUGAAAGUUGACAGAGAGAUUGGUUUUGUCCUGCAGAUGACCCCUACUGAUUUUAAGGUUAGUAGGUCGGAGGUCAAGGUCACAGCGACCCAGAACAGUUAAACAGUUUCUGGAUGAUAACUCAAAAACGCUUGGGCCUAGGAUCAUGAAUUUAAUAGGGAUGUUGAUCAUGACCAGCAAAUGACCCCUCUUUAUUUUAAGGUCAAUAGGUCAAGGUCACAUUUACCCAGAGCAGUAGAACUUUUGGAUACAACGACCAUAUAAUUUUUGUUCUUUGUGCAAAUACUGAAUGCAUCAAGCGGGAUGGGUGGGCAUUUCGUGUUCUACGAGCUCUUGUUGAAAUUUUGUUGUGAUGUCGUCCAAACUGUAAUACUAGAUUACAUAAACUCGUUUCUCGGCCUUUGUGUAUUCUGUCAUAUUACUAGAACUUAUCCUUUCGGUUUCCUCUCAUUAUCAUCUCUUGCUGAUCAUGCUUGAUUUACGUUAUACUCGGAACCUUUUGUGGUGAACUCGUCGUAGAACAUGUAACUAAUAUCUAAUCGUAGAACAUCUAAUUAACAUUUAAUUGUAAAAUAUCUAAAUUAUAUUUCGACAAAAUUAGAAGCUCACUAAGUCACUUCCCGUUUAUAAACUUUAAUAUCGCAAGAGGUUGUUCGCAUAUGAUAAUUUUGACGGUAGACUGUGAUGAUUCAUAUUUGUAUAGUACAACUUUAUUGAUAUAGUUAAGUAUAAAAUGAUUCAACUAUCAAAAUGAUCUUGUCUUUACUUUAAGUUUUGAAUGUUUUCUUCUGAGUUAUAUAGUCGAUUGUUCUGAAUCUAGAUGAGAAAUUACCUGUGGUUGUACAGAAAUGGAUAUGCUCUCGGUGAUGUUGCUCGAUUUUGAAAAAUUGAAAGUGACUUCAGCUUGAAUAAAAAAUUUGAUAACGAAAGAAACCAUUUGGUUACCAAUCAGAGAAUAACAUUAAUUUCCAGAAAUAAAGUAUGGGAGUACCGAUUUGGUUGUGUUGUGUUAUAUAUUCAGAUUACAUAACAGUGUAAUUGUUUGAUUGUAAAGCAACAACUAUAUAUUUGUUUAUUAAUCAUACUAGUACUUUCUGGAAAAUUAGAAAUCGGUAAAGAUAAAAAGCAAAGGUAGAAUCUUUCAUUUUUUACACUUCAACCAGUCUUCCUGAAAGAUACAUGAUAUUUUUAUAUAAAGGAUGCGGUCUCAAAUGUUACAAUAAGAUGAGUAUUUGACCAUACAACACAUUCCAAGAGAUAAGCAUUGUUACUUAUGAUAUUUACUUCGUACAUUAUAAACUGUUCUAACAAAUAGUGUGAAAUACUUUCGUAUCACUGCUCGAUAUUCUGUAUUCUAUCAUGAUUUUAUUUUCUGACUGAAUAAAUUCACAAUCUGUU
Mercenaria mercenaria is the source of this 6658-nucleotide messenger RNA. Its product is annotated as protein mono-ADP-ribosyltransferase PARP15-like. Gene Ontology annotation, molecular function: NAD+ poly-ADP-ribosyltransferase activity; transcription corepressor activity. NCBI's taxonomy places the organism in Eukaryota, Metazoa, Mollusca, Bivalvia, Venerida, Veneridae. The record is from RefSeq and is a predicted model, not a curated record. Gene Ontology annotation, cellular component: nucleus; cytoplasm. The coding region runs from base 2241 to 3197 and encodes 318 amino acids. Gene Ontology annotation, biological process: negative regulation of gene expression. The transcript is spliced from 10 exons.